CCCGGCGUUUUGUCCAGCUGCUGUGUCGCUCUGGCGGAUGGCAAGUUGUGAGUCAGAGUCGGAGGACCAGCAACUUUUAUAGACUUUUAAGUCCACCGCCUGCAAGUAGCCAGCAGCCCCAGUUUAGACUUCUUUGACUCAGGGAUUGUGCGUCUGGAGAGCUUUGACAUUAGACCAGUGUUUUUAGGUUAUGUGUUGUCGGAGGCGUCUUGAAGCGACAAGGAAAUGGCAUUUGUCUAAAGAAGAGCUCUCUGGUUUUUGUGGUCGACAAUGGAGAAUAAAUGAAAGGGACGUUUCCCGGGAUUAAUUGACUGCACAACGACAGAAUGCGGAAGAGGGACCUACAGAGCAUGUGCAGAAGGGCGCUGCUGCUGACCAUCUGUAUGGUGUCUCUCUGGGGACAACUGACCAGUGCAUCGUCACACAGAAGCCACAUAGUUCAUGUGAAAGCGGGAACCUGUGAGGUAAUUGCUGCGCACCGAUGCUGCAACAAGAACAAGAUCGAAGAGAGAUCCCAGACUGUCAAAUGCUCCUGCUUUCCUGGACAGGUGGCGGGAACAACAAGAGCAGCUCCAUCUUGUGUAGACGCAUCCAUAGUUGCACAGAAGUGGUGGUGCCAGAUGCAUCCCUGCAUGGACGGCGAAGAGUGUAAAGUGCUGCCGGAUCUCAAAGGAUGGAGCUGCAGUACAGGAAACAAAGUUAAGACAACUAAGGUCACACGAUAGUCGUCUGUUGUCCAGGAUAACCUUGUUUGGAACCAGACGUUAUUUCUUUGACCAACACCAUAGGACAUUUGGAUAUCGUGUGUUUUGUGGAUUGGUGGAAACCAGGGACCAACAAGGACAAUAAUCACGGACAUUCCACUGAACGAAUGAAGGAAAAGGACCAGGGAGCGUCAUAUAAGACUACAUAUCCAAAAAGAUUCCUGACUUUAGAUCCAGCAUCAACAGUAGCUGUCUCUGAACUCUACUGCUCACCAAAUCUCUCUUUGUAUUAUAGUUUUAUUCCCAUGGACUAGAAGACUCUACCAUGAAAGUAAUUAUUGACUUCAAGACUGCGGGUUACACAAGAAAAAAAAAAAAAAUCACCCUUAAAACAAAACCAUGUGAUGUGAAACUUUUGUGUUAUUUUCUUGCCACAGAGAACCCCAGGACUCUUGAUGCAUAUCUGUGUUGAAGAUCUAGUGAGAUCAUUUUCAUUCCUUUUAGCCUUAUGGAGCAGAUAUCUCUUCUGUUUCAUUUUUGUUGAUUUGAAACUAUCAAGUGUUUGGCUUUCUUAAGUUUGUUAGGACGUCAAGUCUUCUUUUCAAAGACAAAAGACGAUACCACAACAAUAAAACCCAGAAAAAAAUGUAAUGAUGUUUGACUACAAGUCACCAAGGGUCAACACAGCUGAGUUCUGCCAAAAUGUUUUAAUGAUAUCUGUCGUUUUCAAAGCCU
Seriola dumerili (greater amberjack) is the source of this 1439-nucleotide messenger RNA. It is a transcript of the gene tafa3a, whose product is annotated as protein FAM19A2-like. The transcript is spliced from 5 exons. Lineage: Eukaryota; Metazoa; Chordata; Actinopteri; Carangiformes; Carangidae. Gene Ontology annotation, molecular function: receptor ligand activity. Bases 327 to 725 code for a protein of 132 amino acids. The record is from RefSeq and is a predicted model, not a curated record.